Molecule: messenger RNA, 510 nt
Organism: Plenodomus lingam JN3
Lineage: Eukaryota; Fungi; Ascomycota; Dothideomycetes; Pleosporales; Leptosphaeriaceae
Source: RefSeq, a predicted model, not a curated record
AUGCGUUUCCAGGCUACCAUUGUUGCUUUCGCUGCCUCGCUCGCCUUCACUGGCGCGCAGGAUCUGUCUCAAGUCCCCCAGUGCGCUCUUCCUUGCUUGAUCUCUGCCGUCCCCGCCUCAGGAUGCGGUCCUACCGACAUCACCUGUCAGUGCACCACUGGCGCUGCCAAGAUCGCCGAGUCCAUCCAGGGCUGCCUUCCCAAUGCUUGCAACGGUGAAGACCAAGCCAAGGCUCAAGCUGCCCUCGGUGGCAUCUGCGCCGGCUCCGGUGUCGCUGUCUCUGGUACCGCCACCCCCGUCGCCUCACCUAUGCCCUCCAUGGGACCUAGCGCCAGCUCUGGCAUGGGUUCUCCCAUGGCCUCUGGCUCUCCUAUUCCCUCGGGUAACAGGACCAGCGGUAUGCCAUCCGCCACCGGAUCUGCUCCUCCCCAAGUCUCCACCGCCGGUGCCGCUUCCCACUUUGCUGGUCUCGGUGCCGUUGCCCUGGGUCUUGCUGCUUUCGCUUUGUAG